AUGGCAGCUUUGCAACUUCCCACUCUAGCACCCUUCCCUGUGUUAUCUGACAGUGCUACGCUCAGUCAACGUUGGACAAAAUGGGUUAAAAGUUUCGAAUAUUUUCUGGUCGCUUCGAACGUGACGGACAAGAAACGACAACGGGCAUUGUUGUUGCAUUUAGCUGGACCAGAAGUACAUGAAGUUUUCGAAACACUAAGUGACACGGGAGAUGACUACGCUACUGCUCUCGAAAAGUUGGAUGCCUACUUCAAACCGCAAAAGAAUAUCCCGUUCGAACGCCAUAUGUUUAGACAAGCCACCCAAGACCCCUCGGAAACGAUGGAUACGUACGUUACUAGACUCAAACGAUUAGUACAAACCUGUGAUUAUGGUACCUUGUCCAACGAAAUGAUUCGCGAUCAGGUCCUGGAGAAAUGUUAUUCAACGCGUUUACGGCGUCGGUUACUUCGCGAAGAAACCCUUACCCUCGAUGUUAUUUUACGCAUUGCCAGAGCCCUCGAAGCGUCUGAUCGCCAAGCACAACAAAUCGAAGGCACCAAGAAUUCCGAGAGCGAUGCUGAGAAAAGCUCUGCAUAUGUUAUCCAGCCUCGAUCGAAUACCAAUACCAGUCGAGAAUUUCGUUCAGAGCGUCCUGCAGCUAGCCCAAAGCGUCAAGACUCGCCGUCAGACGAUCGACUUCCCAAACGAGCUUGUUAUUGUUGUGGUCGUGACGGUCAUCGAGCAAAAGAUGCUUCGUGCCCAACCAAUAACAAAGCAUGCAAUAAGUGUGGCAAACUUGGACAUUUUGGUCGUGUUUGUAAGAGCGCCAGGCGUCCAGAGAAAUCCGAAAGAGUUCGCCACAUUGAACAGCGAGAGAACAACAACUUUUCUGACGAUGACGAAUAUGUAUUUACAUUGAAUGACCCAAAGAACAGCGAGCAACAGACCAGCGUCACGAUUACUGUCCAUGGCACGGAAAUUCCAGUGAUUAUUGACUCGGGAGCCAGUGUGAAUGUUCUGGACAAGAACACUUUCAAUCGUCUUUAUAAUGGACCCCAAAACACUAUAAAACUCUCAGAUUCGCGUGUAAAGUUGUUUUCCUAUGGAGCUGUUACACCACUUCCGGUACUGGGGAAAUUCGAUGCCAUGGUUACGAUUCCAGCUGUUUCCGGUGAAACAGCCUCAUCUACCAAUGCCCAAUUUAUCGUCGUGAAUACAAUCGACUCAGGCUGCUUACUUGGAAAGUCUACAGCAAUUGCUCUUGGUUUAUUGAGAACCAAUGCUCCAACCAAUGCCGGGGAGGUGCGAAGUUUUCUUGGUUUGGUCAAUUAUUGUGCUCGCUUCAUUCCAAACUUGGCCACCAUUUCCGAGCCACUUAGGCAGUUAACUCGAAUGGGGGCCAAAUGGGCUUGGGGAAAACCACAGCAGCUUGCAUUCAACGAGCUAAAAUACAGUUUGACCAGCGACUGC
Molecule: messenger RNA, 1452 nt
Organism: Paramuricea clavata
Lineage: Eukaryota; Metazoa; Cnidaria; Anthozoa; Malacalcyonacea; Plexauridae
Source: the annotation of a GenBank genome assembly